ACGUAAGGAUGUAGAGAAAGGGAGUAAGGAAGGGUAGAGAAAAUGAGCGAGAUGCAGCGAUAUUCAAACGUCAAAAACCCUCGCCAUGUUGUGCGGGACAGCGUGUGGUGAAAACGGAAUUUGACAAUGCGUGCACGCACACCAAUGCACGAGCGCCGCAACACAAUACAAACGCAAGUGGGUGAUGACUUUUCGAGGCACUGGUCGUCGUCGUCGUCGUCGUUGUGUGAUUAUCGGGAAGAAAGAAACAAGAAUCCCGUUCGUUCUAUGAAAGGGGGUGUUUCGCGAUUAGGAUCUAGCCAGUGAGAACGAACACACUCACGCAGCGGAAGCAGAACGACUGCAGCGGAAGCUGCGGAACAGGGUAACCGAGGGCACCAGCGCUGAUAAAUAAGAACGGGGCCGUUGUGCUAGUGGGCAAGAUGAGCGAAUUCCUGAAAUCGGCCAUAAACUACUUCAAUGCGACACCUGCGAACGGGCUGGACAACGAUUUCGUCGGCCAGACGGUGGAGGUGGCGAACGUGAAGCUGCGUAUCAAGCGCGUUAUAGCGGAAGGUGGCUUUGCGUACGUGUACGUGGCGCAGGAUGUGCAGUCCAACACGGAGUACGCGCUGAAGCGUCUGCUCGGCACGGACAAGGAGGAGUGCAACAACAUCAUACGCGAGAUCAACUUCCACAAGCAGGUAUCCGGCCACCCGAAUGUGGUAAAGUUUGUUGCGGCCACCUUCAUCGACCGGACGCAAAGCGCGAACUCGCAGCGGCGGGCGGAGUAUCUGCUCGUGUCGGAACUGUGCAAGGGUGGCUCGCUGUACGAUUGUCUCGAGCAGGACCUGGCCCCGGAGACGGUGCUGCGGGUGUUCUAUCAGGCGACCAAAGCCGUCGCCCAUCUGCACAGCCAGCCGAAACCGAUCAACCAUCGGGACAUAAAGAUCGAAAACUUUCUCAUCGGAAGUGAUGGGCUGCUGAAACUGUGCGACUUUGGGUCCGCCUCGACCGACAGCUACGCGCCGGACGUAACGUGGAACGCGCAACAGCGCGACACGCUCGAGGAUGCGCUCACGCGCUGCACGACCCCGAUGUACCGUGCGCCGGAGCAGCUCGACACCUGGGCAAACUAUCCGAUCGGCAUCAAGAUGGACGUGUGGGCGCUCGGCUGCAUUCUGUACUGUCUCUGCUACCGCAAGCACCCGUUCGAGGACUCGGCCAAGCUGCGCAUCAUCAACGCUAACUACACCAUUCCCGCGAACGAUGCGCGGUACGCGUGCUUCAGCGACGUGAUUCGCGGCUGCUUGCAGGUCGAUCCGAACCAGCGCUUCGAUACGGCCACGGUACUGGAGCGGCUGGCGGCCAUUGCCGAGACGAAGGGGUGGCCCCUGAAGGCACCGCUCGGCCUGCUGGGCAAACCGCUCAACUCUCCGCCGACGGGAAUGACGCCGGCACCGAGCCCGAGUCAUAGCCGACCGAACGGUGGGCUGGUACCGGAUCGGCCGGCACCGCCCAGACCCGUGUGCCCGCCCGGCGGCCCGGUGCCGGUGUCGAGCGACGGCAGCCUCCGGAACAAGUACCCCCAGCGGCCACCGGAUCCAGUGCGCAUGGGGCACGCGAACGCGCCACCGCUGCACUCCGUACCGUCGCCCUAUCCCACGCCCCCGGCGCAACAGUUUAGCCAGCCGGCGGCCCCACCGGUGACGGGAGGCGGUGGGCUGUUCUCCUCCAUCAAGGGCGGGGCGGGAAGCUUUCUGAAAAAUCUUAAAGACACCUCCUCGAAGGUGAUGCAAACGGUGCAGCAAAGCAUCGUGCGCACGGAUCUGGACAUGAGCUACAUUACGCAGCGCAUCCUCGUCAUGCCCUGCCCGUCGGAGGGCAUCGAGUCGGCGUACCGCACGAACAACAUCGACGAUGUGAAGCUGUUCUUGGACAGUCGCUACCAGCCGACGAAGCUGAGCGUGUACAAUCUCGUCGGGCGUAACGGCUGCCCCCGACUGCCGCCGCCAGUCCGUACGGUGGAUGCUGGGUUUAUCUACGCGCCUGCUCCACAGCAAGGUGGCAAGGCGCCGGUACUGACCGGGCUAUACUCGCUGGUGGAGGACAUUUACGGGUUCCUGAGCGCGGAUCCGAAAACAGUCGUCAUCGUGCAGAGCCCGGACGGUGGCCGUGCGCUGGCCGCAACGGUGGUGUGCGCACUGCUCGUGUACGCCUCGCUGGUGACGGAGCCGGAGGAUGCAAUGCAAAUGUUUACCAUCAAGCGAACGCCACCGAAUAUGCGACCGUCGGAGCUGCGCUACCUCUACUAUCUCGGCGACAUCGUGCGCUCGGUGCCGCAUCUGCCGCACUACAAGCCGGUCACGCUGGUGUCGCUUGCCGUCACGCCCGUGCCGCGCAUGACCAAAGCGCGCGAUGGCUGCCGGAUGUACGUCGAGGUGGCCACGGCCGACCGGACCGUCUUCUGCACGCUGCAGGAUUACGAGCGGAUGCGGCUGUACCACACCUCCGAGGGUAAGAUUGCGCUCGCGAUGAACGUGACGGUCUGUGGCGACGUUACGAUCAGCCUUUAUCAUGCACGCAACGCCCUCGGCGGGAUGGGCCGGCCGCAGGGUCUGAAGAUAUGCCAGCUGCAGUUCCACACCGGCUUCAUACCCGAGGAGGAAACGCUGAUCAACUACGAUCGGGCGGAGCUGGACGAGGUGCCGGAUCUGGAGCACGUGCCGCAGAAGUUCAGCGUCGCGCUCAGCGUUUUCGUGGGCGACUCGGAACGGCCGCCGGCUACGCAGCCGCCGUGGCGAACGCCGAAGGCGGCGCGUGAUCCCCGCACGCUGUUCGCGUCCCAGCUGGAGUAUGAGGAGAACGUUGAUAAUUUCGUCACCAAACCGAGCAGCUCAGCGAGGGUAACUGCAGGCGAAUCCACCGCACCACAAAAGCCACCUCCUCCACGACCGGCACCACCAUCGCCGCAACCGAUGCAUCGAGUGCUAGGCGACGACAUACCGCGCAGGGGAUCGUCCGGUACUCCACCCGUGCUGGCAGCGGCCGAGGAACGUGAGGCUGAUCUUUUGAACCUAAACAAAUCUAGUCAAGGACGACCGGCACCGGAAGAGUCGCCAGCCCCGGUUCCGAAGAUUGAAGAAACGUACGAUUUGCUUGGAGGGCUGUCACCCCCGGUCGUGAAAGGCGGAGCAUUCGCUAGCUCCGGUGUCAGAAGUACGCCGACCUCCUCAGCCGUACUGGAUGACAUAUUCGGAACGCUGGAUGAUGCGGGAGCGCCAACCGGCAGUACGCUUCCCACCACCAAGUCCAGCAGUGAUUUAAGCGGGCUGAAUCUAAACUUUGACCACUUCGGUGGAGUAGCCCAACCGGCCAGUGGUGCUGCUCCCUUCACCAAUGGUGCCGGCCAGUCCGAUGCUUCGGCAAGCAAUGCGAACAACAGCUUUGGCUUCGAUGCGUUCGCCGGGGUCGCGCCACAAUCCAUCUACAACAGUGCCGCCCCAUCGGGCGCACCCUCGCAACCCGCCACAGCGUCCACCGCUGCGUCGAAAGAUCCGUUCGCGGAUAUUGGCAACCUGGCGGCCGGUUUGGGCGGCGGCAUUAGCGCUGGUGGGAGCGCUGCCGGUUGGGGUGGCAAACCGGGAACGACGCCGAGCCCACGCUCAACGCAGUUCUCCAGCCCGACGCACCAGUUCAGCGGGGCGAGCACGGCAAACCCCUCGCCGAGGGCACCAUCAACACCCAACCAUCAAAUGCGCAGCCCGAACGAUCCCAGCCAAGCGCAGUCGCGCCCCGACUACAGCCGAUCGCAUUUCGAACCACCGAAGAAUGGAAGCAACGGCAGUGCGAAGGACGCACCAGGGGCAGGUGUUGGCGGUGGUCGAUCGGGUGACAUAUUCGGUGACAUUCUUGGCCAGCAGGGCUAUUCGUUCGGCAGCACCAAAAACCAGGGGCCGCGAACGAUGAACGAUAUGCGCAAGGAGGAGUUGGUGCGGGAGAUGGAUCCCGAGCGGGUGAAGCUGAUGGAAUGGACUGAAGGUAAGAAGAACAACAUCCGCGCGCUACUGUGCACCGUGCAUACCGUGCUGUGGCCCGGCGCUAAGUGGACAAAGUGUGAAAUGCAUCAGCUGGUGUCGGCAGCGGACGUGAAGAAAAUUUACCGCAAGGCGUGUCUCGCUGUACACCCCGACAAGCACACCGGUACGGAGAACGAGAGUAUGGCUAAGAUGAUAUUCAUGGAGCUGAACAACGCGUGGACCGAGUUCGAAAGUGAUGCCACCCAGCAAAAUCUGUUCGCCAAUUAAGAACACUCUGUUGCGUGCGUUAUUACUGCUGCUGAUGCCAACCCAGAUCGGUAGGUGAUGGUUUGUUAGCAUAUUGCAGUUGCUUGUUUUUGUCCCAAAGAAAACCGUACAGAUUCGGCCAAUGCGAGUCGAAGUAAGUUUUCUUUUGCGUGAGGGUUCUCUUUACAACCGCGGCAAGCAUUUUCGAAACAUCACUUUCUUCUCCCGUUUUACGUUAAACAAUUAGGAGAGUUUUAAUGCAUCGAACUAUCAGUGUGUGUGUGUUCCUUUUCCUAGUAGAAAUAGUACACUUCUUCCAACUGUAGAAGGACACGUAAA
Messenger RNA from Anopheles merus, 4604 nucleotides. Its product is annotated as cyclin-G-associated kinase-like. Gene Ontology annotation, molecular function: ATP binding; AP-2 adaptor complex binding; protein serine/threonine kinase activity. The coding region runs from base 423 to 4286 and encodes 1287 amino acids. NCBI's taxonomy places the organism in Eukaryota, Metazoa, Arthropoda, Insecta, Diptera, Culicidae. The record is from RefSeq and is a predicted model, not a curated record. Gene Ontology annotation, biological process: protein phosphorylation; positive regulation of Notch signaling pathway; regulation of clathrin-dependent endocytosis. Gene Ontology annotation, cellular component: cytoplasm. The transcript has 5 exons.